Aspergillus alliaceus is the source of this 2379-nucleotide messenger RNA. RefSeq names its product putative arginine transporter. Gene Ontology annotation, cellular component: membrane. The record is from RefSeq and is a predicted model, not a curated record. The transcript has 2 exons. The coding region runs from base 260 to 1951 and encodes 563 amino acids. Gene Ontology annotation, biological process: amino acid transmembrane transport. NCBI's taxonomy places the organism in Eukaryota, Fungi, Ascomycota, Eurotiomycetes, Eurotiales, Aspergillaceae. Gene Ontology annotation, molecular function: amino acid transmembrane transporter activity.
AGGAGUAUUCCUAUGUUUGAGUCCUUGACGACCUACAACAACUGCUGCACCCCGUUCUCUUGGGUUAAGCACUAGUUUGCUCCACAGGGAAUAAAAAGGCUCUGCCCGCUGGAGUGCAGUGGUGACUCAAAAAGAACUCUAGUGGAGUCAGCCCUCCCACUCUUUUCCUCACCUAGGCCUCUCGACUUUCUGCUUCUCACGACGCUUUAAUAUUCGGCUUAGACCCAAGCCUUAACAAUCGGACUGCUGCAGUCCAAACAUGGCCUCCGGGGACGGGCUCAACUUCACGCCGAAAUCUGCAGAGGGAAAAGACAGGAUGGCCAACGAUGAGGCCUUCCAGGUCAAUGCUACCACCCCUUCGACCAAUUUGAACGACAUGGACUGUGAGAAGCAUGGAGCUACUAGCGAGUCCAAUCCUGUCCCGAAUUUAAAACGGGAGCUUAAAAGCCGACAUCUGCAAAUGAUUGCCAUUGGCGGCACAAUUGGCACAGGGCUUUUCAUUAGCAGUGGCACCGCCAUCGGUACAGCAGGCCCGGUGGGGGCGCUGAUUGCAUAUCUCUUCGUCGGCAGUAUUGUGUACUCAGUUAUGCAGGCGCUUGGUGAAAUAGCAAGUUAUUUGCCAAUCCAAGGAGCGUUCACGUCCUACGCGGCCCGAAUGAUCGACCCUAGCCUGGGUUUCGCUAUGGGAUGGAUCUAUUGGUUUUCUUGGGCUAGUACAUUUGCGCUUGAGCUUACUGCAACGGGAUUGAUCAUACAAUUUUGGGAUAAGGAUAUCAACAUCGCUAUCUUUAUCGCUGUGUUUUGGGUGGUCAUCACACUUUUCAACUUUCUGCCUGUCAGCUUUUAUGGCGAGCUGGAGUUCUGGUUUGCCAGUAUCAAGGUGAUCACGGUCGUUGGAUUUAUGAUCUUUGCCAUUUGCAUUGAUGCAGGGGUUGGAAAUAAAGGAUAUCUGGGCUUUACGUACUGGACCAACCCGGGCCCAUUUGCACCUUAUGCCGAUAUUUCUCCAGACUCGACAGCCAAGUUCGUGGGCUUUUGGGCUGUACUUAUCCAGGCGGGCUUCUCAUACCAGGGAACAGAAUUGGUUGGUAUCGCAGCAGGUGAAACUGAAAACCCUCGCAAGACUAUUCCUUCCGCCAUCCGCAAGACAUUUUACCGUAUCCUGUUCUUCUUCGUUUUGACCAUCUUUUUCAUCGGGCUGCUGGUGCCUUACACCAACGAAGACCUUGUUAAAGACGGAAAUGAUGCGAAUUCCUCACCGUUCGUCAUUGCAGCUCGACUUGCAGGCGUCAAGGUCCUGCCUCAUAUCAUCAAUGCCGUCCUAUUAACUGUUGUCCUUUCCGCUGCCAACUCCAAUGUUUAUAGCGGUAGUCGUAUCCUCAUCGGCUUGGCUCAGGAAGGGCUCGCCCCGCGUUGGUUCAAAAGAACGUCGAAAAAGGGUGUGCCCUACUACGGUGUCGCAUUCACUGCAAUGUUUGGCUUGCUCGGUUUCAUGAACGUGUCCAAUGCUGGUAGUACAGUGUUCAACUGGCUUCUCAACAUCGCAGGUGUGGCAGGCUUCAUCACAUGGUGCUCCCUGAAUGCUUGCCACCUUGCAUUCAUGCGAGCUCUGAAAGCUCGCAAUAUGUCUCGAGACCUUCUUCCGUUCAAAGCGAUGUGGCAGCCCUGGUAUUCUUGGUAUGGGCUUUUCUUCAACAUAUUGAUCAUUUUAACUCAAGGAUUCACCGCUUGGAUCCCAAGUUUCAGUGUGACAGAUUUCUUCAUCGCCUAUCUUAGCUUGAUUCUUUUCGUGGUGCUUUACUUGGGGCAUAAGAUAUUCUAUCGGACGUCCUUCGUUUCCCCACUCGAGGCCGAUAUUGACACGGGCCGGAUUUCUCUUGAAAACGAGUCCUGGGAAACCACCACUUCUACGAAGUGGUACCAAAGAGUGUUCCGCUCGUUUCGAGGUUAAAGGGGGCCCUUUUACAGCCCUCGUGGGAUGAUCCUUAGCACUUUGGGCCAUUGGGUUAUUUAUUCGAAUUUUCGUUUUUGUUUAUUUUAUUGCGCAUAUAUAUAUGAUAAGUAUAUACACAUCUUCGCGCGGUAUCAGAGAAACCCGGCAUCACAUGGGUGGAUGAUGGACGAGUUGAUAUUGGUUCCUUUCGUCUUGUACAUUAUAUUAUACCUUUUCCUUUCUUUUUCUUUUGCCUCUCUUUCUCAUGUUUUGUUUGCAUUGGCAUGGAGUUUGGGGGGAUGAAUGGCUGUGAACUAUUACUAUUCAUUUGCAAAGCAUAGAGGAAAUGCAACGAACCUUUGCUUAAACAUUGAUAUAUGAGGAGAGGUGUAUAGUAACUGUACCUAUUAAAAUAAUUAUUGAAAUAAGUUCACGUGCCAACCCAC